GGCUUUUUGUCACUCCCUUUUCAUUUAGCCUUAUUCUCCUCAACAUCACAUUUGUAUUAUUAUCUAGAGAGAGAGAGAAGGUGAAGGAAAUAAGCCAAAAUGGUAAGGGCUCCUUGCUGCGAGAGGAUGGGAUUAAAGAAAGGUCCAUGGACUGCAGAAGAAGAUCAAAUUUUGAUAUCUUUCAUUCAAAGAUAUGGACAUGAAAAUUGGAGGGCACUUCCUAGACAAGCUGGUUUAUUAAGGUGUGGAAAAAGUUGCAGACUAAGGUGGAUAAACUACUUAAGGCCAGACAUUAAAAGAGGAAACUUUAGCGAGGAAGAAGAAGAAACCAUCACUAAGCUACAUCAAGUUCUUGGAAACAGAUGGUCUGCAAUUGCAUCAAGGCUGCCGGGACGAACAGAUAAUGAAAUAAAGAAUUUUUGGCACACUCAUUUGAAGAAAAGAACAGAACACAAUAAUUAUUUAGCAUCUACUACAACUACAAAGAGAAGCUUUCAUGAUAUGAUGAUACCUAAAAGGACAACAAAUGUUUCACAAAAAAUCAAUCAUCAUAUAAUUGCUUCAAAUUAUCAAGCUUCCCAAAAUAUUGUUACCUAUCAUCCAACUUGUGAUGUUGAAGAUCUUCAAGAGAAUAACUCAUCGAGUUAUUCUGAGAGUACUCAAUCAAACAAGGAGGAAAGCAUGCAAUCCAUUAAUGGUGAAAAUAUAGGUACUGAAUCUGCAAAUGAACAUGGGGACACUAGUUUCAGCAAUGAUAUGGUUUUUUGGUAUAAUAUCUUCAUUAGUGCAGGAACCAUAUCUGAGAGUUAGAGGUGAUCGAAUCCAGGUUCUAGAGUCAAUAAGUUCAGAAUAAGUGAGAUCUUAUUAUAUGUAUACGCUUUAAAUUUUUUCCUAUAUGUAUACAAAGUUCGAGACAAGAAACGUAACAUCAAUGACCACGGAAAUCGCUCUAGAUCCGCCUCUAACUUAUGAGAGUUGAAUUUCCACGACAUGAUGUGUGUUUACAGUUAUCAUCUAUAAUACUUGUGCUUAUUGGAA
Nicotiana tabacum (common tobacco) is the source of this 1038-nucleotide messenger RNA. Its product is annotated as transcription factor MYB14. The record is from RefSeq and is a predicted model, not a curated record. NCBI's taxonomy places the organism in Eukaryota, Viridiplantae, Streptophyta, Magnoliopsida, Solanales, Solanaceae.